Molecule: messenger RNA, 1000 nt
Organism: Sesamum indicum (sesame)
Lineage: Eukaryota; Viridiplantae; Streptophyta; Magnoliopsida; Lamiales; Pedaliaceae
Product: late embryogenesis abundant protein
Biological process (GO): defense response to other organism
Cellular component (GO): plasma membrane
Source: RefSeq, a predicted model, not a curated record
UCACGCAUUCCUCUCUGUAUUAAAGUUUAACCAUACUGGGGAAGCAUAAUCCAGAAUAUAUUACAUUAGAUGGCUUUCUGCCUAGGAAAGGAAGAUACCAAAACCUUCCCCGCCCAUUAGAGCUAAGUACCCCUCAACACCCCCCCUCCCCCCCACCCCCUAACCACCCACUUUCCCUUCCCAAAUCUGUCUAAAUUCCUCAUAUCCCUUCAAUCAUAAAGCACCACAAAUCUCACAGCUUCCAUGCCUAAUGUUCUCUCUUUCAAACCACCUCCCAAAUGCCAAAGCCAAAGCAGUUUGGUCCCCGCAACCACACCAACCCACUAAUCUGGUGCGCGGCAAUUAUCUGUGCCAUAAUCUCCGUCUUGGUGAUCAUCACAGGCAUUUUUGUCUUCCUCGGCUAUCUCACAAUCAAGCCAAAGGUCCCCAAGAUCAGUGUCGGCAGUGCCUCCCUCGACACCAUAUAUUUUGAUCAAACCAGCUUGCUCACAGUCCAAGUCACGGUGGUGAUCCGGGCUGAGAACGAUAAUGCAAAGGCUCAUGCAAGCUUCUCCCACACCAGGUUUGCCCUCAACUUUCGUGGCCAGACCAUAGCCUACUUGGUGAACGACCCGUUCAGCGUCAGCGCCAACAGCUCCGUGGACUUCAACUAUGUCUCUCAGUCAAGUCCAAUCCCACUGAACCUGGAAGCAUCAGAGGCUGUGAACUUGUCGUUGAGGCAGGGAGUGAUGGUUUUCGAACUGAAAGGGACUACGAGGACCCGAUGGAGAGUGGGGCUAAUUGGCUCAGUCACUUUCCCAUUGUAUUUGGAUUGUCAACUCCGGUUGCCAGUUGAUAGGAGCACUAUAUACCCAAGAUGUAGCUCCAGGUCUGAAAAAUAAGGUUGCACCAACAGGGUUUCUUUUCUUUCUUUUUCUUUGAUGUGGUUCUCAAUCCCUUGCCUGGUGGCAAUCAAGAUUGUUUUGGUUAAUAACAUAGCAUCUUCGCAGUUUAUACGUUA